AUGCAGCCUGUGCUGCCGCAGCAGCAACAGCAGUAUGAUCCUGGCAGUCAGGAAUAUCUACCGCCAGAAAUCCAGCAACCAUACCAUACUCCAACAACUCCGCUCAUGGUCACCAACACUCGAAGUGACUACAAGCCACCGGCUCGGCUUCUGAACCAUCCCGAAGAAACGGACUGGGAGUUCCCGGGAGUCAGCCAAUGA
This is a messenger RNA of Aspergillus luchuensis, 201 nucleotides long. RefSeq lists its product as uncharacterized. The record is from RefSeq and is a predicted model, not a curated record. Bases 1 to 201 code for a protein of 66 amino acids. The transcript has a single exon. NCBI's taxonomy places the organism in Eukaryota, Fungi, Ascomycota, Eurotiomycetes, Eurotiales, Aspergillaceae.